GAAUAAAAAUCUAAAACAAUGACAUUUUCAUUUUCUCUAUCUAAACAAUUUGUUUUCUUUAUUUUGGCCAUGCCUUUCCUCGUCAUACAUAGUGUUUCGUCACUGAACCUUACCAAUGAGUAUCUCAACCACAAAUGCCUCUUUGAUCAAGGGAAAUAUAGCUCAGGGAGUAAGUACGAAAAAAACCUCAACCAUGCCUUCCACAUCAUGCGUGAUGAAACUUUUGCUGAGACUGGUUUUUCACACACAAGUAUUGGAACACCUCCUGAUUCUGUCACUGUCAUGCUCCAGUGCCGUGGUGACACCUAUGGGUCUAAAUGUCAUACAUGCUCCGACAUCGCACUCGCGGGGCUUCGUAAGAGAUGUCCAAGAAACAAAGGAGGACUAAUAUGGUACGACCAAUGUUUUCUCUAUAUUAGUACGAUCGGUGAAGAAAUUCCAUAUAGGACUAACUACAAGGAUAUUUUUUCUAUGCACAACCACAAUAACGUGAGAGGCGAUGUAAAAAAUUUCACCAAGAGAGCGAUGGAUUUUUUCUCUGAACUAACACUUAAAGUCGAGAAAACCGUCCAUGAUGGCCUCGGCCUCAUAUUUUACUCGGCAGGAGAAAAGAAGCUCGGAAAAAAUAAAUUAUAUGCAAUGGUGCAGUGUAUAGGACUAACAUUAGAUUGUAAAAGUUGUUUGACGUUGAGUAUCAAGAAGCUUUUUGAGAACGGAAAUAUUAAACAAGGAGCGAGAGUUUUGGGUUCAAACUGUGAUGUAAGGUAUGAGUUAUACCCUUUUCUUAGAAGUUAAAGCAUUGUUAUGGAUGUGAUGAAUACAUCCUCUUCAUAAUUUUAAUUUUUUUAUUUUUUGUUUUUAUAA
Messenger RNA from Brassica oleracea var. oleracea, 864 nucleotides. RefSeq names its product cysteine-rich repeat secretory protein 34-like. Bases 19 to 795 code for a protein of 258 amino acids. The record is from RefSeq and is a predicted model, not a curated record. The transcript is spliced from 2 exons. Lineage: Eukaryota; Viridiplantae; Streptophyta; Magnoliopsida; Brassicales; Brassicaceae.